AUGAUGGAGAGUACGACAGUGGCCACGCCGCACGCGGAGGUCGCUCCUGCUCCUCCUGCCGCGCUGUGCUGGUGCGACUAUCGCGUGGACGAUGACGCCAACGACAUCGACGCGUUGCUUCGGGACAUACACGCCGUCGUGCGCCCACGCACCCCCGCCGCCGCCGCAGACCUGCCGAUGCCGCCCCCGGAGUUUCUUGCGCGGUCUCGACGACGACACAAUUAUCGCUAUGACUACUACGACAGCGACUUCGAGCUCGAGGCCGUCCUCCGCGGUAUUCCGAGCGUUCGCAUCCCGGCCGGCGGCGGCUUUGCUUCGGUGCCAAACCCCGUGGACGCUUCUGACGCCAGCCCAAGGACGCCACCAGCAGCCGUGGUGCUUCCAGCGCCGCUCAGCUACGGCGACGAUGCCGGCGAGCGCAACGACGACGCGGUCACCAUCAAGACGUCGCCCAAGACGAAGCAGCAUCCGCCGCAGUACGACUACGACGCCGACAUCGACGCCACGUUCCGGACCAUGGAGACAGAGGCCAUGGAGCGGCCCUCGCCGAACUACCUCAGCGAUCGACAGCAAGGGGAGAUGAUGAUGGUGGACCGCGCCGACCUCGUCGAGAAGAUGCAUCGCUUCUCUAGAUACUACGACCUGGCCCCGGGAGCGUUCCACCGCGCAGUCUCCUUCGUCGACCGGUUCCUGUCGGCCAAGAAGAUCAGCGGCGGCGACGAGCGCGACAUGUGCCUCCUCGGCGCCGCAGCCGUCUUCGCGGCGGCCAAGUACGAGGACAGGAAGACCGUGCUGAAUAUCAGCUCCGACCACGUCGCCAUGUACGCCGGGUGCACCAGAGGCGAGGCCGUCGGCCAGGAGCGCGAGCUCGUCGCCGUGCUCGGCUACCGCCUGAGCGGACCCACGGCCUACACGUUCGUCGAUCACUUCAUGAGGCACAGCGAGGAGGAGGAAGGCGCGGCGGCGGUCAGGGCCCUAGCGCACCACCUGGCCGACAUGGCGCUGCUGGACUACAGGUGCGUGGCGUUCCUGCCGUCCGCCGUGGCCGCGUCGGCGAUCUUGCUGGCGAGGAUGGUCCUGUGCUACUGGAGGACGGCGACGCCGGUGGUGGCAGGCUAUACGCUCGAGGAGCUCAGCGGAUGCAUACAGGCGAUAUACGACAUGCAUGAGAACCUGGAGGUUUGGCCAGGGUGCGCCCAGAUGAUGCAACACUGGGAGAUCACUGCUCAGUUCCGCUAUUUCUUGCCUCCCCUGGCCAUGCUGAUUGGCUGA
Sorghum bicolor (sorghum) is the source of this 1272-nucleotide messenger RNA. Its product is annotated as putative cyclin-F2-1. Gene Ontology annotation, biological process: mitotic cell cycle phase transition; regulation of cyclin-dependent protein serine/threonine kinase activity. The transcript has a single exon. Gene Ontology annotation, molecular function: cyclin-dependent protein serine/threonine kinase regulator activity. The record is from RefSeq and is a predicted model, not a curated record. Lineage: Eukaryota; Viridiplantae; Streptophyta; Magnoliopsida; Poales; Poaceae. Gene Ontology annotation, cellular component: cyclin-dependent protein kinase holoenzyme complex; nucleus; cytoplasm. Bases 1 to 1272 code for a protein of 423 amino acids.